This is a messenger RNA of Dalotia coriaria, 1859 nucleotides long. Its product is annotated as insulin-like growth factor-binding protein complex acid labile subunit. Gene Ontology annotation, cellular component: extracellular matrix. The record is from RefSeq and is a predicted model, not a curated record. Bases 291 to 1766 code for a protein of 491 amino acids. The transcript has 2 exons. Gene Ontology annotation, molecular function: protein binding. Lineage: Eukaryota; Metazoa; Arthropoda; Insecta; Coleoptera; Staphylinidae.
AUAGAAGUGAUGAUAUUACGAGGCGAUAGUCUUAUCAACGGUGGCGAGGCGCGCAUUCUGUUAGAUCCGCUGCUCAUCAUCAUUCAUUAUCCGGCACGUCCGAGCAGCAGUGGACUGGCGGAUUUUGUUCACCAAGUUCAAAAAAACACUCAGUAAACUAAAAAACUCAGUGAACACCAGUUUAUAUUAAAUUAAAAAAUACAAAGUUCCAAACUAAAACUUUAAUUGUGUAAUGCGUUGCCAUUGGAGAGCAUUGUGAUCUAGGAAGUCAAACUUAUACUAAGUUUAAAAUGAUUAAGACUACCGCAAUAAUUUAUUUGUUAUUACUGAGUACUACAGCUCAGCUAUACGCGCAACGUGAGAAAUGUUCCUAUGGAGAACGAGGAUCUUUGACUGCAACCUGUGAGAAUGCUUCGAUUCGAUUCUUUAAAAUCACCAGCUAUCGGUUUGAUAUGCUCGAUGAGACUUUACGAUGCAUCAAUUGUAAUCUCGAAGUGAUCGAGCCGAACAGUUUCGACAUAUCAGGAAAUCAAAUCCAGACGCUUGACAUCCGUAAGUGUAACAUCAAAACACUUAAACCAUCCGCAUUUACUGGAUUAGUCUUCAUGAAGAAUCUGUAUAUGCAAAACAAUCAAAUAGGAGAACUCUCUGCGGGGAUCUUCAAGUCAAUCAAAAAAGUACGCAAGUUGGACAUCGGAUAUAAUAAUAUUAAAACAAUCUCAGCGCAGGCAUUCAAAGAAAUUGCGAAUUUAACUAGUCUGAAUUUAGAAUACAAUGACAUUGAGUCCAUUGAUCCAUUGGCUUUGACUGGAUUAGACGUUUUGGUCAAUUUGAAUUUGGAAAGCAACUUGUUGAGUCACGCUGGCAACUUCAGCAAUCUACCAAAAUUAAGCGUUUUGAAUUUGGCCAGCAAUAAAAUCAGUGUACUCAAAAUGGGUGAUUUUGUUAACAUGACUGAGUUGGUCAGUUUGAAUAUGAGUAACAAUUUAAUUUCUGAGAUUACACAAGGAACGUUUCACACUCUGAAGAAUCUUUUGACUUUGGAUCUUACUAACAAUCGUAUUGGUAAUCUGGAACCAUUUGCAUUUGAAAAACUGUUGAAUUUGGAAGUGUUGAUGAUGGGACACAAUGAAAUUAGCACUUUAAGACGUUUUGCUUUCUCAGAUAUGCCAAAUCUUCGCGAGUUGCAUUUAAACAAUAAUAAAUUACGAGUGUUUCAGACUGGAAUGUUUACUGGGAUGCCUAACUUAGGUUUCCUCAAUGUGUCAAGCAAUCAAUUACUCGCAUUCUUUGGUAGUGGUAAUAUGGGGUUAGCUAACCUUCAUACUUUUGACUUAUCACACAAUAACUUGACUGAUUUGGAUUAUAAAGUUGUGUUUCACCAUAUGCCUUAUUUGGUUUACCUUAAACUGGACCACAACCCAUGGGCAUGUUACCUAGUAGCUGAAAUUGAUGAAUACACUAAAAAUGACAAUGUUAAAUUGACCGCUGAAGGUGUAUUGACAAACACAUCAUGCGUAGAAUUAAGAAAACGAGAUGUGGAAGCGAUUGUGUCACACGAAGAAGACGUUUAUGGUAUUUCUGAUCAUGGAUAUGCGAGCGGAAAAGUUGUUUACACAUUAAUGACAUUGAUGUUGUUGGUGAUUUGUGCGAUGUGUUAUAUGAUAUACAGACUCAAUACUCAAUUGGCACAAAGUGGAAAUUCAUUCCGUACUACGUCACAUGCGAAUCUCAUGUCCAACGACAUUUUAUCCGAUGAACAUUGAAUCAUGAAAUCAUCAUUGUGAAAGUUUACAAAAUGAUUAAUUCGAAUAUUGAAUAAUUCUGUACUUUUAAGUUUUAUAAAUGAUUUACGAAUU